Molecule: messenger RNA, 3282 nt
Organism: Marchantia polymorpha subsp. ruderalis
Lineage: Eukaryota; Viridiplantae; Streptophyta; Marchantiopsida; Marchantiales; Marchantiaceae
Source: the annotation of a GenBank genome assembly
GGACUGUCCUGUCGCGCAGUUUCUGUGGAAGGGAGGGAAGGAGGUGGAGUCGUCGGAAAUCAAUCAUCGGAGAGUUUCUUGGGCGCCGCACUGUAACUUCCGCUCGCCCCGGCGGCCAAGAAGAACAAUACGGCCAAGACUCGCGAGUACGUGAGAGGCUCUGAACCCGUGCCCGUCCUGACGCUGACGCCGCCGGAGACAAGACGCGGUACCAUGUUCGGCAUUCAAUCAUCACGAGGACUCGUCCUCCUGCGACCGCGACGGAGUGAAUUCUACGCGCCGAUGGACAUCCUUUGGUUGCACUCCGGGCGCCGUGUCACCUUUUCAAAAUUACAUCAAUCCCUGCAGGCUCCGAGCGUUGAUUGGAGGGCAAAUGGGCAACUGGCAGAGGCAUGUUUCUGCAGCUGCGGAACGGGGAAGUGUCAGUCCACUGCCGGUCGGCACGCAAGGGCCUCCUCCUCCUCCAGAGAACGCUAGGUGUGGGACCACUGCCAAAUGCCGGACCUUCCCCAGGGUUGGCGACGCCAUCAUUCCCGCAUGUCAAAGAUAAAGAAAAAGUUCCGGUUUCCUCCUUUGCCUUGCCGAGCUAGAAGUGGUUCCUAGGCCUUCGGGUUUUCAUGCUUCGUGAUUGGAGGACGCACUCCGUUUGUCGAUAGACAACUGGUGGGCCGAUAAAGCGCUGGGUUCCAAGUGUAGGGACCACAGCUACUGUGGCGUUGGGCGUUGGGCGAUGGGGCUAGAGAUGGCGGAGCUGAUAGCGGCAGAGGUGAGAGGAGCGAGCGGGUCAUUGGGUCACGGCGAGGAAGGAAGGGGUUCUCAAUCUUUCUCUUCUCUUGCCUUGCCUUUCAUUUCGUUUCCAUACCGCUCUUAUGUUCUUCUAUGGUACAGUAGGACCGGGUUGCAUCCUCGGGAGGAAGACGGGACGCGACGAAGAUCGGUCUGGGAUGGAAGGGCUGCUGCUGCGAUAGGCGAACGGAAGGGAAGCUGCUUGUUUGCCAUUUUUUAUUCCGGCGUCGAAAUUAGUGCGUGUAUUUCGCCUGGUGACAAUUCAAUCCUCGGGCCAGGCCUGGCCUGCUACGGACACGGGCAGAGGAGGUUUCUGGGGGCUGUGAAAGGAUUCGCACCGCGGCGAAUUUCUCAUGUCCCUGACAGUCAGUGGAAGCGAGAGAAUUUUCUGUUGAUGGUCGAUCAGUAGUGGACAGAGUGGGUAAAUCUCACAACGUGGGCACAAUCAGGUGCGGAGGAGUUACCCAUUUGCGUCGGGGCAUGUGUGAUUUUCACUAGAGACAGCGCAGACGUUUGGUUGAAGAUAUAUCUACACUGCUGUCCUUUCACAGUGCUUUUUGGUGCCGUAGUUUAUCGUCAUCGAGACGAGGAAAGUUGCCGAGACAAACAGUGUUUCGUUCGUUCGUGGCAGGCUGGACCUUUUGAAUUUAUUGAAGUGAAAUGGCACUCACGGGCGUCAAGAUUUCCGAGGAGACCUAUUUGACGUGCCUUACUCACGCUCUGUCAACCGAAACGGAAGAAAUCAUGGGCCUUCUUCUUGGGGAUAUCGAGUAUCUAGAAGAUGGAUCUGCAAUAGCGCUUGUAUGGUGGGCUGCUCCUCAAACAAGGUCAGACCGACGAAAAGAUCGUGUCGAGACUAAUCCAGAGCAGCUUGCUGCUGCAACUGCUCAAGCAGAAAAAAUGUCCGUUGAAAUUGGGCGCACGACUAGAGUGAUUGGCUGGUAUCAUUCACAUCCCCAUAUUACAGUUCAGCCUUCUCAUGUUGAUUGCCGUACACAAAAAAUGUACCAGCUCCUAGAUCCGGGGUUCGUGGGCGUAAUCCUCUCUUGUUUCAGUGAAGAUGCCAACAAGGUUGGAAGAAUACAAGUAAUAGCCUUUCAAUCACAAGAUGGACUGCGCAGAGAUUACAGGUCUCAGGGUGUAGGAUCAUACGAUUCAGCUGGGGAUUCUUCCCGGUCUGCCCCAGUGGCCCCUAGCAUCUCCGAAUCCGAGAUUCAUAGCACACCGAAGGCCAGCUCAUCCGGUAACAAGCAACAAAGUGCAGCCUUGGAGAAUCUUUUUGCAAUUGCAGAUAGUGAGGCAAGAGGUGCAGCUGGGACGUCUACCUCUGAAGAUGAAUCUCUGAGCAUGCAGGAGGCCAUGCACCUCUCGAAUCUAGAGGCCAGCGGUGCAGAAUUCGUACGAAAAGAGAUACCAUUGGAAGUAGUCCCUGGUAACUCCUUAGUGAAGCUGGCGUUUCCUUUGGCCCCUCUCGUGGAACUGCAAAGAACUUUAUUUCAAGAAGAACAUGCUGCUUUCAGACAGGCCAUCGCCCAGAGCACAGUAAACGGGCAGAUACAUCCGUUAGCAGUUUUCCAUCAUGAGGCCCAAUAUCAGGCAACACUUUCCAAGCUAAUGGAAUAUUGCUUAUGUCCUGCACUUCAAACGCUCAUGGACAAAAAUCAGCAGAAUAAAAUUAGGUUGGGGCAAAUGCAAGAUGAUCCACAGGCUCUUCACCUUCAACGGAUCGCUAUUAGCUCAAAAACAGGUAGUCCCAGGUCACCGCAGGCCGUGGGUCGAUCUCCAUCUCACCGAGCUGGUGGAGGUUCGUCUUCAUCGAGUGGAAGGCUAUCGUCAGAAGUUUUCUCGCCAACAGUGAGGAGAAGUACCAGUAGUGGGCAUAGGGGUGCCGGGGAUUCAAGAUCGGCACAGGAAGGGAAGCCUGCUUCCCCGGACUUGAUACGUUUCUGAUUCUUUGCAUGAUUUGUACGAAUGUGUACAGCUUUUUUGACUUAUCAGAUUGUCAAGAAUUGUUGAGUCUGCGUUGACUUAGUGGUAGAGUCAAUACCCGUAUGUCUUUCAAUUUGAUCUCAUUGCCUUGCUCGCAACUCAUGUAGGAAAUGACAUGCCCAUGAGUAUUCUCGGUAUCCACAAUUCUUCCUAGGUAGCUAAACCGGUCGGCAGUACAAAUGCUGGAUGAUUAAUCAGAGCAAGGCCAAGAGUAACGUAGCCCCCUUAUACGUCCCAUAGCAUGUCAGCAUCUGGAUUCCAUCUUCACAAGUUCGAGAGAGCUUCUUCUUUCCUCCCAAUGUAUAGAGUUACGUCUGUAAUUGAGUCAAGUUGGGGUUACUUCUACAUGUGUCAUGUCUUAGUACAUGCCCGUGCCGAGACACGCAGUCAUUUGAGUGAAUUUGUACAGGAACGCGAAGUGACUUGUACACUUCUGCCUUGAGUUUCAGGCUGCAUAUUCUUCUUCCUGUUGGCUUUCUUUCUAACUGGAGACUUCUUAUGAUGAGC